AUGGCUUGUGUUACAACCGUCAACUAUACUAUAUUGUUCAAUGGAGGAACUUCUGUGCCUUUCAAUGCAGCAAAAGGAUUAAGGCAGGCGGAUCCAAUUUCUCCUUUUCUUUUUGCUAUUUCUAUGGAGUAUCUCAGCAGGUGUUUAAAUGGGCUAAAACUAUCAAAAGAGUUCAAGUUUCAUCCUAGAUGUGCCAAAAUACGGAUUACCCAUUUGUGCUUUGCUAAUGAUCUUCUACUAUUUAGUAGAGGUGAUCUGUCCUCUAUUAUUGCUUUACAAAACUGUUUCCUCACCUUCUCUCAAGCAUCAAGAUUGCAACCUAAUUUGGGGAAAAUCUACUGGCAACCUCUUAUAGAGAAGAUCACAACUAGAAUCACCACAUGGACAACAAGGAAACUAUCAUAUACUGGUAGGACUCAGCUGUUCUCUCUACCUGCUCAUGUUAUCAAAACAAUUGAUGCUUUUUGCAGAAGUUAUAGUUGGUUUGCUUCAAAUGUGAUUACAAAGAAAGCACUUAUAACACCUUCUCCUAAGCAAAGUGUGAUCAGAAACAUUUAUCUUCAGUUGCUUAUCUUGCCAAGGGUACAUUGGAAGACUUUGGUUUUCAAGUCUUCAACUAGACCAAAAGCCCAGUUUACUAUGUGGUUGCAUCUACAAGGCAGGCUACUCACUAUGGAAAGACUGGCUAAAUGGCGAAUUCAUAAUGUGUUCAUGCUUUGUGGAUUGAGAGAAAUGUCAGAGUAUUUGAAGGAAGAAGCACCAGUAGAGUCUCUAGCCAAACAAAUCGCAUACACUUCCACUUGUUUUGAUUCUGAGAGAGCUGGUUGUGUUGGCCAAGCUAUGGUAUUGUAA
Molecule: messenger RNA, 852 nt
Organism: Lycium ferocissimum
Lineage: Eukaryota; Viridiplantae; Streptophyta; Magnoliopsida; Solanales; Solanaceae
Exons: 6
Coding region: 1-852 (283 amino acids)
Source: RefSeq, a predicted model, not a curated record